GAUGAGUUUGGUUUCCACGUGUCAUCUCAAUCUACAUUUAUUUUCCCUCAGAAAGGCCAUUCACCCGUUUCCAUGGAACUGAAUUCAGGAAAAGGAUAAGGAGCCAAAAUGAGCUUCUCAUUCGGCCUCCAUGUUCCCAAAGCUUUGCCUCCUCUUCCUUCUUCACCACGUGGAACUGCUUCUCUCUUUAUUGCUUCAAAACACAAACCAUACCACAACAACAACAGUGUUUGCCGAUCACUACGUAUAACAUGCAGCAGCCACAAACCAAAUGAUGAUCUCAGUCUAAAGCAAACAAGUUUGGCACUGCAUAUAGGAGCACUCCUGGCCUUGGCCGAGCAGCCAGUAUUAGCACUGACCGGAGAGAAUAACAGGCCAGAACUCACCUGGGUUUUGACACAAUGGGGGAUUGUUCUCUUUGUCUAUUUCCUUAUUGUGCCACCAAUAAUCAUGUACUGGCUUUGGAAAAGAUGGUACAGAAGAGGUUUGUUGGAGAUGUAUUUGCAAUUCAUGUUUGUCUUCAUUUUCUUCCCAGGGGUUAUACUUUGGGCACCAUUUUUAAACUUCAGGAAAUUCCCAAGGGACCCUUCCUUGCAGUACCCUUGGUCUAUACCUGAGGAUCCUUCAAAAAUUAGAAGUUCAUACUCGAAGUACCCAUAUGCCGAACCUGAAGAUUAUGAUAAUCUAUGAAAUCGAGACCAAAACUCAACAAAUCAGAUGUUACAUAAAUGCGCAGCUCUCCAAAACUACAUUGUUGUAAAUGUAGGGUUAUACUUAUUUUCCGCUUUUGAUUACAAAAUGAAUUUAUUGAAUGCGAUUUAGUUGCAAAAAUGAAAUGUAGACCAUCAAAUUUGCACUUUCACUGUCGAACAAUUUCGAUUCGAAUCUGGAAAAGAAACCAGUAACUUUUUACACUAA
Messenger RNA from Cajanus cajan (pigeon pea), 918 nucleotides. It is a transcript of the gene NDHL, whose product is annotated as inorganic carbon transport protein-like protein. The record is from RefSeq and is a predicted model, not a curated record. NCBI's taxonomy places the organism in Eukaryota, Viridiplantae, Streptophyta, Magnoliopsida, Fabales, Fabaceae. Gene Ontology annotation, molecular function: oxidoreductase activity, acting on NAD(P)H, quinone or similar compound as acceptor.